Messenger RNA from Rubroshorea leprosula, 591 nucleotides. The record is from the annotation of a GenBank genome assembly. Lineage: Eukaryota; Viridiplantae; Streptophyta; Magnoliopsida; Malvales; Dipterocarpaceae.
CUCAAAAAAAAAAAUUGGAGUCCCAAAUCAAAACGACGUCGUUUCUCUGAAUACCGCCCUUACUGUUUUUCGCCCUUUUCUAGAAUCACCUCCAUCUCCAUCUGCUACUCCCCCAGCCCGAUUCCUUCCCCACCCGCGCCCGCUCCAAUCUUCGCUAUUUCCUUGCCAACUACUCCUUCGUCAUGGCCGACGCUUGCGCCCUAUCCCUCUUCACCGCCUCGUUCUCUCUCGCUCUCAUCUCCGUAAUCAUUACGCUCUGGAUCCUCCUCUACUUGUUCAGAAAAGACCCUUUGGUGCUAUGGGGCCAUAGCAUAAGUGAUCAGUGGGUGCUCUUCUGUUUGGUCGGCGUCUCAGUCUUGGCAGUGUGGGCCUGCGACAUGGUGGAGAAUUUGGUCAUCGGGUUUGGCGUUGGAUGCUUAGUUUGUGGGUUGCAUGCGGUUUUCAGGAAACUUGAUGGACUGUACUUAGAAGAGGAUGAUGCCGUUUGCUAUGGUUUGGUACAUUGUUUUGGAUCUUCAAGUUAGGAUAUUAAUUCAUAUUUCUUUUUGUUGGAGUGUGGCUUUGUUGAUUUUAUAAAAGGAAAGGAGGAUC